This is a messenger RNA of Trichobilharzia szidati, 1148 nucleotides long. Lineage: Eukaryota; Metazoa; Platyhelminthes; Trematoda; Strigeidida; Schistosomatidae. The record is from the annotation of a GenBank genome assembly.
GGUUGUUUUAAACAUGCAUUCUUUUAGGUCAUUCUAGUUGUUUAAAAUAGCGCUUAAUACGCCCUCUUAUGGAGUAUGAGAAAAUUACGAGACUGUUAUAUCAUGAGUGGAAUAUUUGAAGCCAUAGACAAUCAUAUUGUUGCUUUCUUGUCGUUUCCUGCUAUCGUGUGUUGUUUGAUUCUGGUCAAAUUUGUUUGGGAUUACUUUCGGCCUUCUGCACCUGCUAGAUCUAGUCUCCUAUCGUCAAAUGGCGUAUUCAGCGGAAGUGCUGCGGAUUAUGAUUGUCCGAUUUGUAUGGACGCUGCAUCUUUUAUGGUAGAAACUAACUGUGGUCAUCGAUUUUGUGCUGAGUGCUUCACAGCACAUUGGAAACGAACAAUCUACUCACGUGCUAUAUCUUGCCCAAUGUGUCGUGGACAAGUGACUACAUUAACGAAGUUGUUCACACCAGAAGAAUUACAGGAUACAAGUAGCAGUGAGAGACGCUCACGAAUUGAAGCAGACAUAAGACUGUUCAAUCGUUGGCAUUCUGGAGAGCCUAUAUCUAUUAUUGAUCAGAUCCGAGAUUUGCCUGCAUUUCUAUACGGUUUUAUGCAAUUAUUAUUCAGCGGGGAAGGUACAUUCGCCUUAAUGCAAAUCCGUUUAACGCUAAUGGGUUUAUGUGUUCUGUUUUAUCUGAUUACACCAUUUGAUUUUAUCCCAGAUGUUUUUGCCGGUUUUUUGGGCAUCUUAGAUGAUAUGAUUGUAUUGUGUAUUUUUGCUCUACAUGUUAUUUCUGUUUAUCGGAGUAUCUCUUCAAGACGAGAAGUGAACGCUAGGUAGGCGAAACAAAGCGCGCUUAUCACGGUGCAGUUGUUGUUGUUGUUGUUGCUGUUUUUGUUUUGUUUUUUUAUAAUAAAUUCCAUCUUUGUAUAUAUCAGUGUGUAUUCCAUUGCCGAUUAAUUUUCGAUGCCUUGACGAUUCAGUUGUUGUCACCCUUCUCUGUCUGUCUGUCUCCCUCUCUCUCUCUCUCUGUAUCCAUGACUACUUCACUGUUUAAAUGCUUAUGUCAAACUUACUGCUCCAUUUCAAAUAGUUGACUUUUUGUUGGUAUAAUAAAGUUUGAUACAUAUAUAGAUGAUAUCCUACUCUUUCGUUUUGUGUUGUAG